AGGAAGCGAGCAGACAUAAACCCAGUACUGUCCAGUGGAUUCCGAACCAGGAGAAGAACUGUAUUUAAGCUUGAGGCGGUGCAAUUUACGCCUGCGCAGAUUAGGAGGGGAGACUUAAGAGAGGCGAUAAAUCUGGGUCAAAGGUAGAGAGAAUGGCCUGUCCCUGUCCUGCCAUGAGUAACCUGGUGCGGACCGAGCCGCUGCGCGGGGAGCCCCCUCUGCUGGUGCCUGGUGGCACCUACUCCGUCGUGGUUCUGCUGCAGGGCUACGCGGAGCCCGAAGGAGUCAGUGAUGCCGUGCGCGCCGAUGGUUCCGUGACCCUUGUGCUGCCCCAAGACUGGGCCCUGGGCUCCAGCCACCGAGAGCCCCCUUCCGGGGACGGCGGGUCGAAGAGCGCCCUGAAGGAGGCGGCCCGUGGCCCUAUAGUCGUGGACACUGGGGGCCCCUGGGCUCGGGAGGCGCUGCUGGGGGCCCUAGCGGGGCAGGGCGUGGCCCCGGGAGACGUGACUCUGGUAGUGGGGACCCACGGGCACUCUGAUCACAUCGGGAAUCUGGGGCUGUUCCCGGGGGCGGCUCUUCUGGUCUCGCACGACUUCUGCCUCCCGGGGGGCCGCUACCUCCCCCACGGGCUAAGUGAGGAGCGACCCCUGCGGCUGGGUCCCGGUCUCGAGGUGUGGGCCACGCCGGGCCACGGGGGUCAGAAGGACGUGAGCGUGGUGGUGGCGGGCACAGCCCUGGGCACCGUAGUGGUGGUGGGCGACGUGUUUGAACGCGAUGGGGACGAGGACUCCUGGCAGGCACUGAGCGAGGACCCGGUGGCCCAGGAGCGGAGCCGGAAGAGGAUCCUAAGCGCUGCCGAUGUGGUCGUGCCUGGUCACGGCGCCCCCUUUAAGGUGGUCAGGGAAGACUCAUAGCAGAGACAAAGGGUUCCGGCAAGACCAACAGGAACUCGAGGUGGGAAACUAGGAGGUCAUCCUCCACCGACAAGGACUGGGAAGGUGCUGAACUCUUGUCAGGAAAGCCCUCCAGGCCCAGGAACUGGCUUCCAGGAGACAGAGGACCCCAUCAGCUAGAGAUGGAGAGGAGUCAAGGAUGGUCACUUCUAGCCCUUGCAAAAGGCAGGUGUUCUGAUGAAGACAGACUACUCCUCUAGCCACUGCCACCACCAGUAUCACUUUAUGCCAGUGUCUGGAAUCAGACUAGGGCCAGGGACUGGCUCAGCUCUGUGUGUAACCUCCCAGGCUUUCAUGGGUUAAAUGGGGAGAAUGUUCUUGUGAGUCCACCAAAAUAAAAAUAAUAAAUAUAGAAAACUGCACUGGAAAUUAUACUGCCGCAAUAUAAAUGUAAAACAUUAAUGGUGAUAACCAUUUACCAAUACCAGUUGCCAUGGAUUCUGUACCAACUCAUGGUGACCUCAUGUGUGUCAGAGUAGAACUGUCCUCUGAGGGUUUUCAGUGGCUGACUUUUCCAAAGUAGAUCACCAGGCCUUUUUUCCAAGGUGCCAGUAGGUGGACUUGAACCUCCAACCUUUCUGUUAGCACUGAGCAGAUUUACCAUUUGAAUCGCUCAGGGUCUCUAAGUGAUAACCAUGCAUAUAUAGUAAUCAGCAACUGCUGCAGGGAGGGGCUUUGGCCAGUUGCCUAUUUCUCACAGGGUGUAGGCUGCCGAGAGAAGGUGCAGGACAUAGAGGUGACAUGUCAGUUAUCUCACUUUCAUUCAUUCAUUCAAUGAAUUUUUGGAAUCUGCAAUUUCUCAGACACCAUUCUAGGUCGUGGGAGUCUGGGUGGUGCAAGUGGUUAAGUGCUCAACUACUGGCCAAAAGGUUGGUGGUUCAAACCCUCCCAAAGGUGCCUCAGAAGACAGGCCUGGUAAUCUGGUUCCAAAAGGUCACAACUUUGGAAACCUUAGGGAGCCUCCAUGAACAACUACCUCUUUUGCCAUGAAACCAGAAGAACUGAAUGAUGCCCAGCUACCAUUACUGAACAUUCAAAAAUUUAUAUACACCUUGCUCUCCCCCUAAUGAGACAGCACACUCCUCUCCACCCUGUAUUUCCGUGUCCAUUCAGCCAGCUUCUGUCCCCCCUGCCAUCUCGUCUCACCUCCAGACAGGAGCUGCCCACAUAGUCUCAUGUGUCUACCUGAUCCAAGAAGCUCACUCCUCACCAGUAUCAUUUUCUAUUUUAUAGUCCAAUCUAAUCCCUGUCUGAAGAGUUGGCUUUGGGGGGAUGGUUCCUGUCUUGGGCUAACAGAAGGCCUGGGGACCAUGACCUCCAGGGUCCUUCUAGCCUCAGUCAGACCAUUAAGUCUGGUCUUAGAAUAUGAGGCCUGCAUCCCACUGUUCUUCUACUCCUUCAGGGAUUCUCUGCUAUGUUCCCUGUCAGGGCAGUCUUCCGUUGUAGCCAGGCACCAUCUAGUUCUUCUGGUCUCAAGCGGAUGUAGACUCUGAUUUAUGUGGCCCUUUCUGUCUCUUGGGCUCAUAAUUACCUUGUGUCUUUGGUGUUCUUCAUUCUCCUUGGCUCCAUAUAGGUUGAGACCAACUGAUGCAUCUUAGAUGGCUGCUUGCUAGGGUUUAAGACCCCAGAUGCCACUCUCCCAAGUGGGACGCAGAAUUUUUCUUGAUACGUUUUAUUAUGCCAGUUGACCUAGAUGUCCCCUGAAACCAUGGUCCCCAAACCCCAUCCCUGCUACGCUGCCCUUAGAAGCAUUCAGUUUAUUCAGGAAACUGCUUUUGGCUUAGUCUAUUUGUGCUGACCUCCCCUGUAUUGUGUGUCUUUCCCUUCACCUAAAUUAGUUCUUGUCUACUAUCUAGUUAGUGAAUACCCCUCUCCCUCCCUCUCUACUCUGGCGUAACCAUCAAAGAACAUUUUCUUCUCUGUUUAAACGAUUUCUUGAGUUCUUAUAAUAGUGGUCUCAUACAAUAUUUGUCCUUUUGCAACUGACUAAUUUCACUCAGCGUAAUGCCUUCCAGAUUCCUCCAUGUUAUGAAAUGUUUCAUGGAUUCAUCAUUGUGUGAAUGUGCCAUAAUUUAUUUAUCCAUUCAUCCAUUGAUGGGCACCCUGGUUGCGUCCAUCUUUUUGCUAUUGUAAAGAGUGCUGCAGUGAACAUGGGUGUGCAUUUAUCUGUUCAUGUAAAGGCUCUUACUUCUCUAGAAUGUAUUCCAAGGAGUGGGAUUGCAGGAUCGUAUGGUAUUACUGAACAUUUUGAUCAAAGAUUCUAUGGAAGAAUCUUUGAUGAAAAGAGUGGAAAUGCAGAAGAGAAUUUCAGAUUCUCAUGGACUCCAGAUUUUUUGGAGCCACGGAGGCUGGAUGAACCCCUGGAACUAUUGCCCUGAGAUAAUCUUUAAACCUUAAACCAAAAAUAUCCCUGAAGUCUUCUUAAAACCAAACAAUGGUUUAGUUUAACUGAUAAAAAUGCCUGUCUUGAGCAUGUGCUCUUAAGAUCUAUCUGUAUGGGGUCAAACUGACAAUAACAAUUUGAAAGAUUAGAUAGGAAACUUAGGGUGCAGUUAGUUUAUGUUAAUGUGGAAUGAACAACUCAGGAAAGAAGGGUGAGAGUGGUUGCACAACUCGAAGAAUGUAAUCAAUGUCACUGAAUUGUACAUGUAGAAAUUGUUGAAUUGGUGUAUGUUUUGCUGUGUAUAUCCUCAAUAACAACAAAAACCCUAUGGAAUGGUUACACUCUGCAACACAUACUUUGCCAUGAGUUGAAUGAAAUCAACUUGAUGGCAACUGACAACAAAUUCUAGGCCAUGGAGAUAUAGCAGUGAGUGAGCUGGACAAACUCCUUACCCCUCGUGGGGAUUAUAUUCUAUUAAGACAGACAGACAGACAAGUAAACAACAAUAAUAGUAGUAAACCAAUAAUUGCAGGUUGUGGUUAGUGAUGAGAACAAAAGGCAGGGUAAAGAGGGGAUAGUGUGCUGAGGUGGGAGAGAGAGCUAUUUUAUUUAAGAUGGUCAGGAAAAGCCUCUGUGAGGAGAUGAUUAAUGAGAGAAGUAAAUGAGAAGAAAGCCAGCCAAAGAUGUGGGGAAGGGCACCCCAGGCACAAGGAACAGAAGAUAUAAAGGCCCCAAGGCAAAAAGGUUGACAUGCUUGAGCAGCAAGAAAACCCAUGGGUUUGGACUGCAACAUGCCUGGGAAGAGUGGUAAUAAAUGAGACUGCAGUUAGAUAGGAGCAUCAUAUAGGGUCUUGGGGACUACAGUAAGUGGUUUGGAUUUAUACCAAGUGGGAUAGGAAGCUUUUGGGCUUUUGAGCCGACUAAUAACAUGCUCUGGUUUGUGCUUGGAAAUAAUCACUCUAGUUCUGAGUGGAUGAGAGGUUUUUGCCACCAGGGCUCCUAUGGGGUAAGAACAGGAAAAAAAAACCCAUUGCUAUGGAGUCGAUUCCUACCCAGCGACCCUAUAGGAUAGCGUAGAACUGCCCCAUAGGGUUUCUAAGGCUAUAAAUCUUUACGGGAAGACUGCCACAUCUUUUUCCCACAGAGUGGCUGAUUGGUUCUAACUGCCGACCUUCUGGUUAGCAGCCGAACACUUCACCACUGUGCCACCAGGGCUCCUAAGAAUAGAAUCAACCAGUAUAAUUAGGAAGCUAUUGCAGUCUUCCAGGUGAGAUAAGUUAAUGGCCUCUGCCCUUCUCCCAGAAGUUCUCUCAUGGCUGUGGUUCUCUCCACAACUGUGUCCCAGUCCCCAGGCCCUCCAUCUGCACAGCCCCAGGACCAAUGGAAGCACUCAGGUGGGAGAGACCAAAGAGAGGAGCAAGUUCUACCUCAUUGUAUGAGCCACUUUGGGUAGAUAUCUGGCAGGACUAGGCUGGAGGUCAUUUCCCAGGCAUCCAUGAAGGCCACGCAGAGGUCAGCAAACACAGAUUUGUGGCCAGUGUUCCAGUUUGAUGAUUAUAAGAGUGCUGGGUUCCUAAGCUAGCAGUGUAGCCAUUGCUGCCCGGAUCCUUGCCAGUUGUCGGACAAAGAUGGAUAGAGGGAAGGCGGUAAAGUAACCCAGAUCCAGCACCACCAUGAUGUGGGGGCUCCCUGCCAGGCCCCCCAGCUCCUGGGCCACUGAGUACAGGAAGGCCACUGGAGCCCUGCCUGAUAGGUAGAAUGUAAACCCACCAGCUUCAGGGCUGUAGAGAGGACGAAAGAGGAGGGUUAAGGGUUAUUUAGAGCUCUCUACUCUUCAACUUGCAGUAACAUUCCACACCAGACUUACUUACCAGGAUAUAGCCCAUGCCUUAGGCCUGACCAUUCAGAGCAACACACCCCUUUGGCCACAAUGAUCGUUUCCUGAAUGGGCAGGUCACCUAAGCUAGUCCAUUCUUAGUAAUCUCAAUGUUUUUGCUGGAGCUAGUGGAAAAGAGCCAAGCUCUUUCCUGCAAGACGUGACAUGCCAGGUGGCCAUCUUACAUGUUGUUUUAGCACUGGGAGAGACCAGAGCUGC
Messenger RNA from Loxodonta africana (African savanna elephant), 5431 nucleotides. It is a transcript of the gene MBLAC1, whose product is annotated as metallo-beta-lactamase domain containing 1. Bases 153 to 914 code for a protein of 253 amino acids. The record is from RefSeq and is a predicted model, not a curated record. The transcript is spliced from 3 exons. Lineage: Eukaryota; Metazoa; Chordata; Mammalia; Proboscidea; Elephantidae.